AUGGGCGCGCGGGUCGGGGCGCUGCUGCUGGCGCAGCUGUUGGCGCGAGUGGAAAUCGCGAGGCCGGAGUUGCAGGAUAAGGACCUGCUGUUUCCAGGGCCAUGUGGCCUCCGGGGCAUCCAGUCCCGCGUGGUGGGUGGAAAGGACUCAGAGCUUGGCCGCUGGCCUUGGCAGGGCAGCCUGCGCUGGAAGAAAGUCCACCUCUGCGGAGCGAGCCUGCUGAACCGCCGCUGGGUGCUCUCAGCCGCGCACUGCUUCCAAGAGAGCGCCAAUCCCGAUGAAUGGACGGUCCAGUUUGGCGAGCUGACCGCCAUGCCGUCCUUCUGGAGCCUGCGAGCCUACCUCCAUCGUUACCGGGUUCAGGAUAUCGUUCUGUACUCGGAGCGGGUGACGCCUUCCCGGAACGACAUUGCCCUGCUGCGGCUGGCCUCCUCCGUCACCUACAGCAAGCACAUCCAGCCCGUCUGUGUCCCGGCCUCCUCCUCGGAGUUCCAGAACCAGACCAACUGCUGGGUGACCGGCUGGGGGCACAUCCGUGAGAAAAAGCCACUGCCACCUCCCUACGCACUCCAGGAAGGGCAGGUCUCCAUCAUAAACAAGUCCAGGUGUUCCUUCCUGUUCCGUCAGCCCGUUUACCACAGUAGCACUAGGGAUACUAUGAUUUGUGCUGGCUCUGAGGAUGGCAGCCGUGACACCUGCAGAGGUGACUCAGGCGGACCCUUGGCCUGCAAAAAGAAAGGGCUGUGGAUUCAGAUUGGAAUUGUGAGCUGGGGAGUGGGCUGUGGUCGGCCCAACCGGCCCGGUGUCUACACCAACGUCAGUAGUUACUUCAACUGGAUCCAGAAGCUGGUGGCCCACAGCACCCCCAGGCCAGGUGCCUCUCAGUUGCUGCUCAGUUGCCUCCCUCUGCUCUGGGCUCCCCAACUCCUGCAGCUGGUCUGUGCACACCUGAGCCCGUGAGGGUGCAGCAGUUACUGUAGCACCUGGCACAUUCACCAGGGGCUGGGGGCACCCCAGUGGCAAAACUUCCUGUUGGACCAGGACAAGUCCCCUUCUGUCCCCUUUGCUA
Messenger RNA from Phacochoerus africanus (Common warthog), 1069 nucleotides. Its product is annotated as serine protease 41-like. Gene Ontology annotation, biological process: proteolysis. NCBI's taxonomy places the organism in Eukaryota, Metazoa, Chordata, Mammalia, Artiodactyla, Suidae. Bases 1 to 960 code for a protein of 319 amino acids. The record is from RefSeq and is a predicted model, not a curated record. Gene Ontology annotation, molecular function: serine-type endopeptidase activity. The transcript is spliced from 6 exons.